AUGAGUGACAUAUCACCGUUAAAGGCAUUACAUAAUGCUACCACCAAGGGAGAACCUAUUACCUUUGUUAUAAUAGAUGGAGAAAAAUCCGAUGUCACGGAGUCAAUAAAGGAUGCUACUCAUGUUAAAUUUGGUGAAUCUCAGUUUGACUUGAAUACUAUCACUAACUUUUAUAAUGAUGAUAAGGCACAAGGUCUUCGAGCUGUUGUAUUCUGUUGGUUACAUGAUAAAUCCUCCAUUGUUGAUUAUAGAAAUGAAUGUACUGAGUUGAAGAUUCCUGAUUUUAAGUUUUUAGUGAAAACAGAGUUAACAACUUGGUUAAAUGGAAAUUCAGAUACAUGUAAAUUCGUCAAAGAUGAGGAUGUGAGUGAUACCAAAUCAUCUAAAUCUAAAUCUUCAACUUCUAAAACAUCUACUGAAACUUCAGGUAAAAAACAUAAGUUAGAAGAUCCUCAAAUAGAAAGAAUCUCCCAUUUUGAAAGAGAAUCAAUAGAUCAUAAUGCCGCUUUAAGAGGUUCCAAGAAUAUUGAUUUUGGUUACUUAAUAUCAGAUGCAAAGAAAUUUAUAAGUCAAUUGAAGCGUUCUAAACCAGCCAAUGAUUCAAAAUCUAAGUCUACUGGCCCAAAGAAACAACCACUUAUCAUUGUCUCUCCUGCUACUACUGCAUUAUUAUCAUUAUCUAAUGUAAAAGAAUUCCUAGAAGAAGGUACUUUUGUCGAACCUAAUCCAAGUGAAAGACCUGCAGGAGGUCUUGUAACUGUUACUCAUAAAUCUGAAAACUUAAUAUCUUCAGCACAACAAAUAAUGGUGGUUGAUAACGUUGAAAUGUUUAAUAAACCUGAAUAUUGGGAUAGAGUGGUUGCUAUUUUCACAACUGGUCAAACUUGGCAAUUUGCUAAAUACAAAUAUUCUAAACCUGAAGAAUUAUUUCAAAAGUAUGCUGGUUACUAUUUCGCUUAUCAAGCUGAACCAACUCCUCAACAGAUAAAGGAAUGGAAUGUAACUGAAAUUAAAGUUGAUAGAGAUAAGAGGUUUAGAGAUAAGAUGAUUGUAAGGGAUUUCUGGGCCGACGUUGAGAAGAUCCUUAUUGCUAAGGGCUACGGUAAAGAUUAA
Molecule: messenger RNA, 1113 nt
Organism: Scheffersomyces coipomensis
Lineage: Eukaryota; Fungi; Ascomycota; Pichiomycetes; Serinales; Debaryomycetaceae
Gene: CDC73
Product: Cdc73p
Exons: 1
Coding region: 1-1113 (370 amino acids)
Biological process (GO): transcription elongation by RNA polymerase II; positive regulation of transcription elongation by RNA polymerase II
Cellular component (GO): Cdc73/Paf1 complex
Molecular function (GO): RNA polymerase II complex binding
Source: RefSeq, a predicted model, not a curated record